Molecule: messenger RNA, 3237 nt
Organism: Zootermopsis nevadensis
Lineage: Eukaryota; Metazoa; Arthropoda; Insecta; Blattodea; Termopsidae
Gene: Rat1
Product: 5'-3' exoribonuclease 2 Rat1
Biological process (GO): nuclear-transcribed mRNA catabolic process
Cellular component (GO): nucleus
Molecular function (GO): zinc ion binding; RNA binding; 5'-3' RNA exonuclease activity
Source: RefSeq, a predicted model, not a curated record
CUGCGCGUUUCUUCUCUUCAAUGGAGUGAAGGCUACUAAGUGGUUUGCAAAAAAUAAACUAAAAUAUCGAAUUUGUGAAUUACCGCAAACUAAAUAGUGAAUGUGCAAACUACAAAAGUAGGAAUUCGUACCAUAUAAUACAGAAUGGGUGUUCCGGCAUUCUUUCGUUGGCUUAGUAGGAAAUACACUUCUGUAAUUGUGCCAUGUAUUGAAGAAAAGCCAAGGGAGGUAAAUGGUGUGAAAACUCCUGUGGAUGCAUGUAAGCCAAAUCCAAAUGGAGUGGAGUUUGAUAACCUGUACCUGGAUAUGAAUGGCAUCAUUCACCCUUGUACUCAUCCAGAAGACAAACCUGCACCCAAGAAUGAAGAUGAGAUGAUGAUAGCUAUCUUUGAAUGUAUUGAUCGACUUUUCGCAAUUGUGAGACCCCGCAAAUUGCUGUACAUGGCUAUUGAUGGUGUUGCUCCUCGAGCGAAGAUGAAUCAGCAGCGUUCCCGCCGAUUUCGAGCAUCAAAGGAAACUGUAGAAAAAAUUCAGGAGGUCACACGGAUCCGUUCUGAUUUGGCAACAAAGGGAUGCCAUCUUCCACCGGAGAAACCAAAAGGAAGCCAUUUUGACAGUAACUGCAUCACUCCUGGAACGCCGUUCAUGGCUCGGUUAUCAUCUUGCUUGCACUAUUAUGUUCAUGAUCGAAUGAACAAUGACCCAGCAUGGAGAGGAAUCAAAGUGAUCCUUUCAGAUGCAAAUGUGCCAGGAGAAGGAGAGCAUAAGAUCAUGGAUUACAUUCGGAAGCAGAGAUCACAACCGGAUCAUGAUCCGAAUACCCAGCACUGCCUGUGUGGUGCCGAUGCCGACUUGAUAAUGUUGGGACUAGCGACGCAUGAACCGAAUUUCACCAUUAUUCGGGAGGAAUUCAAACCGAACAAACCAAAACCCUGUGACAUCUGUGGACAAAUGGGACAUGAAAUGAAGGACUGCAUUGGAGUUGCUAAAGAAUUGUGUGGUGCAAAUGAUGAAGUGGCGCCAGCUUUUUCUGCCGAAGUGGAGUUCAUAUUUGUCCGUCUCAACAUUCUUCGGGAAUACUUGGAGAGGGAACUGGAAAUGCCCAAUCUUCCGUUCAAAUAUGAUUUCGAAAGAGCGAUAGAUGACUGGGUUUUCAUGUGUUUCUUUGUGGGGAAUGAUUUUCUACCUCAUUUGCCAUCAUUAGAAAUUAGAGAAGGAGCCAUUGAUAGACUUGUAAAUUUAUACAAGAGAACUGUUUACAAGACUGGGGGGUUUUUGACUGACAGUGGCAAUGUUAACCUAGAACGUGUUCAACUUAUCAUGUCUGACUUGGGUGACGUAGAAGAUGAAAUUUUCAAGAAACGACAGCAAAAUGAAGUUGCUUUCAAGGAAAGGGAGAAGGCCAAGAAGAGACGUACGAAAAUGUUAUGUCAGUGGCAACCUGCUUGGGUUCCAAAAGGACAGUUUGCUCCUCAGCCUUUGGGCAGGGAUGUAAAGCCGGUGCAUAAUCCACGGCAGGAGGCGUACCACAUGCGAAAAGAAAGCAUGCAUUACAGCAGUCGUGUGGAGCAACAGCUGAGUGGGGCGAGUUCUUCACAAGCUUUGAACUCCAUGUUGAGGCCAGAGGGUGGCAGAGGUCAGAAGAGAAAAUCUGAUCAGAUGGAUAAAGAAUCUGAUGAAGAAGAAGAAGAAACCCAUGAUGAAGUUCGAUUAUGGGAAGAUGGCUUCAAGGAGAGAUACUACGAGUCCAAAUUUGAUGUGGCCUUGGACAACAUUGAAUUCAGGCACAAAGUUGCUUUCCAGUACGUUCAUGGUCUAUGUUGGGUACUGAAAUAUUACUAUCAGGGCUGUGCAUCGUGGAAAUGGUACUUUCCGUACCAUUAUGCUCCAUUUGCUUCAGAUUUCGUUAAUAUUGCGGAGUUAUCAACAGAGUUUGAGAAGGGAACUAAACCGUUCCGUCCACUAGAGCAGCUGAUGGGCGUGUUCCCGGCAGCCAGCAGUUCACACGUUCCAGCUCCGUGGGCCACUCUCAUGAGUGAUCCAGAUUCCCCCAUCAUUGAUUUUUACCCAGAAGAUUUUAAAAUUGACUUAAAUGGAAAAAAAUUUGCAUGGCAGGGUGUUGCUUUAUUGCCAUUUGUCGAAGAAAGGAGAUUAUUCAAGGCAUUAAAGCCGUACUAUGAAGUCUUGACCUCUGCAGAAAAAAGACGCAACCUACGGGGAGAUGACAGAUUGUACGUGACAUUGAAGAAUUCUGGCUACGACUUCAUCAAGGGCUUGUAUGAGAAUAAAAUCGACUUCAAUGAUGAAGUUAAUGUUAGCAUUGACGGAAUGCAAGGUACCGUUCUUCUCGCAGAAGACUGUGUGACUCAAGGAGGAUCUCUGCAUUCGCCAGUUUUGGGGCUCUCGGUCCUAACCAGAAAUAGCGUAUACUGUGUCAGAUUCCGGGAUCCUAAGUAUGAAGAUUCAUUUGUCUUUCCUGCACGUCGUCUGAAAGGAGCGAGAGAUCCACCUAGAGUGCUGAAGCCGCAAGAUUUAAGUCCGUCUCAGAACAGGGGAUGGAAACCCCAAAUUGGAAUGGCACCAGCAACGCAGAGGGCCUCGCUGGGUGAAGCAGGACACAGGAUGCUUGGACAUACGAAUGUGAGAGCCGGAUUAGGCAUAUACAGCGCCGUUCCUCCUACAAUCAGCCAAGGACUGCAGGCGUUGACGCAACUCGCUGGUUUGCAGCCGCAGAAUCAGUAUAGCCGGCAGAUGCAGGUGCUGCCGCAGUCGGGCUGGGGAAGCAGUGAGUAUUAUAGGGGCAACACCGGAAGCAGACAACAGCAGAGGCCCAACACUUGGCAGGAUUCCGGUUACUCUUAUAACUCCGGUUACAACUCCGGUCGGCCCGGAUUCGUGCAGGGGCGAUCACACAACUAUGGGGCAUUCCCUGAUGACCACCAGAACAGACGCGGUGGCUACCAUGGUAGGGGCGGAAGGAGCGGCGGAGGUGGCGGUCGCUAUAACGCCCGUCGCUAAGGACGGACGGACAGACGUUUUAGCUGCGCAAGACUUUUGCUUUCGUAUCUUUGUUACAGCGUAAACUGUAGUGUAUUUGUACUGUCUACACAGAAGAUCGAUGCAGAAGAAAUUGUGUAUAUUCUACAAUUGAUGUGCCCUCUUACGGCUUGUUGACAGAUUUUUCAAAGCCUGUCUUUAUUUCUUGUACAAAAAUAAAAAUGUUUUUGUAUUAUUUUA